This is a messenger RNA of Cryptomeria japonica (Japanese cedar), 2058 nucleotides long. Its product is annotated as putative receptor protein kinase ZmPK1. Gene Ontology annotation, biological process: recognition of pollen; protein phosphorylation. The coding region runs from base 1 to 2058 and encodes 685 amino acids. The transcript has 2 exons. Gene Ontology annotation, molecular function: protein kinase activity; ATP binding. The record is from RefSeq and is a predicted model, not a curated record. Lineage: Eukaryota; Viridiplantae; Streptophyta; Pinopsida; Cupressales; Cupressaceae.
AUGGACGCUCCCUGGGUUUUACUGGUUAAUUUCAUGGCUUUGAUUUGUGUGAGUGAGAGCGAGGGAGCAGGGGUUAAAACAGUAGCUCAUCUCUCUUCUGCUCUUCUGAAUUCUCCUGGUUGGAAUUCCAAUGACAACAUGAACUUGGUUUCUUCAGAUGGUACGUUUUGUGCUGGGUUCUAUAACGUGACACCAAAUCGUUAUGCCUUUGCUGUCUGGUAUGCUGAUCGAACUCUAGCGUGGAUGGCGAACUCAACUUCUCUUGUGGGUGGCAACUCUUCUUUGACCUUACAAAACGGGGCUCUCUCCAUUUUGGACGAGAAUGGUGUAAUUGCGUGGACGAGUAAGGUCACGCCUAAUUCAAAAUAUGCCCUGGAUCUUAUUUUGCAGGAUUCGGGCAAUCUGGUGUUCAAUCAAUGGGAAAGCUUUAAGGACUUCCCCACAUUUAAUCUUCUUCCCACACAAGACUUCAGCCCAGGAGACGUUUUGCAGAAGGAACAGGAAGAGCAGGCACCCAAAUGGUACUGGCAAUCGGGUAGCUUUCCAGCAGUUGAUCUGGACAAGUCUGGGUAUCUGAAUUCAAGCAACAUCAUUCAAAAUUCCUUGAUCAUGGCGUCCGACAGGGGCAAGAAGGACCAGUUGAGAAGAUUGACAUUAGAUAGAGACGGAAACCUCCGUAUAUAUAGUCGGAAAAGAUAUCCUCCUUCUUCAUGGGAAAUAGUGUGGGAAGCCGUCUCGCAGCACUGCAGAAUCCAUGGGGUCUGUGGAGAGAACGCUGUGUGUAAGGUAAACUCGGGGUGGAAACCAAUGUGUGAAUAUCCGCCUGGUUUCGACCCGAGCCCAGUCGAUAAUCGAAACUGCAAACCGCACAGUGAUAUCAAGAAUCUCACCAAUGUAAGAUUUGUAGCGCUUGACUUCGUCAAUUUUGAUGGACCUAAUUCUGUACCAGGGCCUGCAAAAAGAUUACAAGUCUGCAUAGAGUUUUGCAGGAACAACAGCACGUGUCUGGGUUUCGUGCACCAACUCGACAAAGGAAACUGUGUCUACCAAUUCGGCAAAUUGGUGAACGGAUAUUGGUCUCCAGAUGGGCAAACGCGCAUGUAUUUGAAGAGCUCUGCAAGCGGGGAAGAAGCUGCUCCGAAUCUCUUUCAUGGUUUGCUCUCUGUAGUUCAAAAUGUUUGUCCGAUCCGUCUAGAAAUACCUUUCCCCAGGACUCAAUCGGACUACACGACACGAAAUCUCAUCAUAAUCUGCUGCGUUUUCGGGUUAGAGCUCUUGUGCGGGGCUUAUGCCUUCGGCGCAUUUCUGAGGAGGUACACGGAAUUAAGAAACAUAGCCCGAAUUUUCGCAAUGGAUCUUCUUCCUUCUGGUGGGCCUAAGAAAUUCACAUACGCAGAGCUCAAAUCAGCCACCAAUGAUUUCAGCAAUAUAGUGGGGAAGGGAGGAUUUGGGACAGUGUACAAGGGUCUUCUGCCGGAUCAGAGGCAGAUUGCAGUGAAGAAACUGGAAGGACUUCAUCAUGGGGAACAACAAUUCUGGGCAGAGGUGACAAUCAUAGGGCGAAUCCAUCACCUCAACCUUGUUCGCAUGUGGGGAUUUUGCGCAGAAGGUGAGCACAGACUUCUGGUUUACGAUUACAUACCCAAUGGGUCUUUAGAGAAGCAUUUGUUCGACACGGAGGGAGCGACUGCAAUGGAGUGGGGCGUCCGAUACCGCAUAGCUUUGGGGGUCGCAAGAGCCAUUGCUUACCUUCAUGAGGAGUGCCUGGAAUGGGUUCUUCAUUGUGAUAUCAAACCAGAGAAUAUUUUGGUCGAUGAGAACUUUUGUCCCAAGGUUUCUGAUUUUGGACUAGCUAAAUUGGUUGAGAAAGAGCGCACCCUGAAAGUGUCUACGGUCAGAGGGACACGGGGAUAUUUAGCACCAGAGUGGUUUCAAAACUAUCCUAUCACGGCAAAGGUGGAUGUGUUCAGCUUUGGAAUGGUGCUUUUUGAAAUAGUUAGCGGAGAAAGGAAUAUAAAUGGCUCACCUGAACAAGAUAGUGAGUUCUAUUUUCCUUAA